GUUGAUAUUAUCAGAUACACAAAUCAUAGAUUGUGGAAAAAAAAAACAAAAUAAAACGAGGAGGGGGAAGAAAGAAUCCUCUCUCUCUAACCCAUUAAGCCUUUUGGGGGGAAAAACAGAGAAAAAAAAAGAGAGGACUUAAGCCGCCAUGGGAAUCGUGGAAGAAGCUCACAACGUGAAGGUGCUAGGCUCAGGUGGGCAGACGAUCGUACUGGGUCAUGGGUUUGGUACGGACCAGUCGGUGUGGAAGCAUCUAGUUCCGCAUCUCGUGGAGGAUUACCGUGUCGUGUUGUACGACAACAUCGGUGCCGGAACGACGAACCCAGAGUACUUCGACUUCGAGAGAUACUCGACCCUCGAAGGCUUCGCGUUUGACCUCAUCGCCAUUUUUGAGGAUCUUCAGAUCGAAUCCUGCAUCUUUGUCGGACACUCUGUCUCCGCCAUGGUCGGUGUUCUUGCUUCCCUGAACAGACCCGAUCUUUUCUCCAAGAUCGUCAUGAUCUCCGCUUCUCCCAGAUACGUAAACGAUGUGGAUUACCAAGGAGGGUUCGAGCAAGACGACCUGAACCAACUGUUCGAAGCGAUGAGAAACAACUACAAGGCAUGGUGCAUGGGGUUCGCACCGUUGGCAGUGGGUGGGGACCUGGACUCGGUGGCGGUCCAAGAAUUCAGCCGGACGCUCUUCAACAUGAGACCGGACAUAGCCUUGUCGGUGGCUCAGACCAUCUUCCAAAGCGACAUGCGUCAGAUCUUGCCCUAUGUCUCGGUCCCUUGUCACAUCCUCCAAAGCGUCAAGGACUUGGCCGUUCCCGUCGUCGUCUCCGAGUACCUCCACGCCAAUCUCGGCGGCGAAUCCAUCGUCGAAGUCAUCCCCUCCGACGGUCAUCUCCCGCAACUCAGCUCGCCGGACUCCGUCGUUCCCGUCCUGCUCCGCCACAUCCGCCACGACAUCGCUGUGUGAAAGAGGGGAAAAAACAAAGGCACGAUCGGAGAAAAAGAAAAAGGCGUGGCCUGAUUUCGACGCGACGUGUCUCCGAGUUUAACGCUACGUUGUCGUUUUAUGAUGACCUUGAUCUGUAGUUCUUUUUAUAAUCGAAUAAUAUGAUUAUUCUUCUUUCAUUUCCUUAGUUCUUAUCUGUAUUUUCUAUUCGGACUUUUAAUGUACGACUUAUUCCCGCAAAUGUAUCCAUUUAUAUUUGUAAACUAAGAUACUAUAACAAUGCAUUUUUGUAAA
Molecule: messenger RNA, 1234 nt
Organism: Tarenaya hassleriana
Lineage: Eukaryota; Viridiplantae; Streptophyta; Magnoliopsida; Brassicales; Cleomaceae
Product: probable esterase KAI2
Exons: 3
Coding region: 149-961 (270 amino acids)
Biological process (GO): response to karrikin
Source: RefSeq, a predicted model, not a curated record